GCUGUCCAUAAGCCCACCGCUGCCCUUUGACCCCUUUGUGUCUGCGCCCGCCAGAUCGCAUCUUCCCACAGCAUUCAUUCCGCGAUUUAACGGCAAUCACCUCUCCACGACCCUCCACGUUCAAGAGACCUUCGACAUCUGGUCUAUACCCCCAGCGCGCUCUCACGACUUAACACAAUCCAUAUACCAACUCAAAGUCCGACACCAUGUCCCUCUUCGGCCAGUCCAACUCGGCGGGCACGUCGACCACCAACACUCAAGGCGACACCAAGGGAGACCGCCCGGUUGUCGACCCGCCGAGCGACAGCGUCUCCGAAAUCGCCUUCUCAUCAGCCGCCGAUCUUCUGGCUGUUGGGUCGUGGGAUAGCCAGUGUCGGAUCUACCAAGUCAAGCCGGACGGCUCCACUGAAGGGAAGCACUUAAUAAAAGCCGAGAAGCCAGUCCUAGGCGUCUGCUGGUCAACGAAUGGCACACAAGUAGUCGCCGCCAGUGCCGACGGCUGGGCACAAAUCGCAGAUCUGAAUUCCGGCGGCCAGAUCAACCCAACACGUUGCGCCAAGCAUGAUGAAGCGAUCAAGUCGGUCAGGAUGUUCAACAGCGGCGGGCAAGACUACCUAGUGACGGGCGGCUGGGAUGCGAAGAUCAAGAUCUGGGACCUGCGGGCCGAGCAGCCCAUCCUGGACUUCGACCUCGGCGGCAAGAAGUGCUACACUAUGGAUAUCAAGAACGAGCUCCUCGUCGUGGGCACCGAAGACCGCGCUAUCAACAUGUACUCGCUAAGAAACACGCCCUCGUUCCACAAGACUAUCACCAGCCCGCUCAAGUGGCAGACGCGGGUCGUGAGCUGCUUCACCGACGCGACCGGGUUCGCCGUGGGCAGCAUCGAGGGCCGCUGCGCCAUUCAAUACGCGGACGACAAGGAUUCAGGUCUCAACUUCUCCUUCAAAUGCCACCGCCAACAAGACCCAACCCAGCGCGACGUAGCCAAAGUGUACUCGGUCAACGCCAUCUCCUUCCACCCCGUGCAUGGCACCUUCAGCACCGCCGGCAGCGACGGCACGUUCCACUUCUGGGACAAGGACGCCAAGCACCGCCUCAAGGGCUACCCGGAGGUCGGCGGCUCCAUCUCGUCGACGGCGUUCAACAGCACCGGCUCCAUCUUCGCCUACGCGGUGAGCUACGACUGGAGCAAGGGCUACGGCUUCAACAACCCGAAUCUACAGAACAAGAUCAUGCUGCAUCCGGUUGUGGGGGAUGAGUGCAAGCCACGGCCGGGCAGUAAGAAGAGGUAGAGAACUGUGUUGGGUGUGAUGCGAUUGUUGACGUGGUGUUUCUGCGCAGAUGAGGGAGCGAACCAGACUCGACCGAGGCGAGGAGCGGCGUAUCAGCAGUCGAUUCAGCAGUCGGUCCAACAAGUGCUCUCACACUCAAAUAGUGCGAAUGGUCGGAGUGAGAGGGUGGAUGAGGCCACUGUUUAAGGAUGCCGACGUUGUGGAGGCUGGGUUCGGGGGAUGGGGAUUCACCUGGGGGCUUUUGGGUCCUUUUCUUAUUCUUGCUUGCACAGCGAUCAAAAGGUCGGCGGGGCGGAGUUCCGGUGAUUUACUAAGCAAGGAAAGAAUGGAAGGGAAAGGAAGGAUUGGAUUCGAUAGCUUGAAAUUGAUAUCGAAAAUUACUAUUUCACUUCGCGACGUU
This is a messenger RNA of Mytilinidion resinicola, 1692 nucleotides long. Its product is annotated as Poly(A)+ RNA export protein. Gene Ontology annotation, cellular component: nuclear pore. The record is from RefSeq and is a predicted model, not a curated record. NCBI's taxonomy places the organism in Eukaryota, Fungi, Ascomycota, Dothideomycetes, Mytilinidiales, Mytilinidiaceae. Bases 207 to 1292 code for a protein of 361 amino acids. Gene Ontology annotation, biological process: transcription-dependent tethering of RNA polymerase II gene DNA at nuclear periphery; RNA export from nucleus. Gene Ontology annotation, molecular function: RNA binding; ubiquitin binding. The transcript has 3 exons.